Paramecium octaurelia is the source of this 1675-nucleotide messenger RNA. Lineage: Eukaryota; Ciliophora; Oligohymenophorea; Peniculida; Parameciidae. The record is from the annotation of a GenBank genome assembly.
AUGAGGACAAACCAAGGCUCGAGUAAUGACUUGCUAUAUCGCUCAAACCAAACAAGACGAGAUACUGAUCCAUAUGCACCCAAUUCUCCAAAUGCUUUGAAGGAAUAAACUGAGUAUAUAACACGGGAAAAAUAUAAUAAAUUAAAGGAUCUCAAUUCAAAAUUGAAGGUAAGUGCAGUCUCUCAACAGUAUAGGCAGCCUUGAGAGAUUACAUGCAAGAAGGCAAAGAUUAGGAGAAGAUAUUAUAGUUGAAAGAAGAAAUCAUAUAAAAAUAUGAGAGGGAACGAUCAGAUUGGCAACAUAAAGGCAAUGAAGAUUUGAAAUCCCAAUUAAAUCAACUGAAAAUUAAGGUUCAGAAGAAGAAAACCAAAAUGAGGUUAUUGAAGGAUCAAUCUAAAGUGUUUGAUGCUAGGUUGGAUUAAUAAAAAGCUUCAUUCCAAGUUGAAUUGGACAGAGUACAACGACUCUAUGAUGCAUUAACCACAGAAAUGUAUGAGUUUCAAAUAACAAAUUAGCAAGGAUCAUGAGAAACGAUAUAAAUUAUUGAAAGACGAAAAUAAUGUUAUUAAAUAAGCUGUCGUAGUGAAAGAAGAGCAAUCUCGAUAUCUUGAAAUUGAAUUAAAAGAGGAUAAAUAAAAAAUCUAGAUUUUAGAAUCAAAAAUAAAUGAGCAAUUUGAAGAAAAUAGAAUUUUAUAAUUGACAAUUGAUAAUUUAACUAAUAAGAACUAAGAUUUAGAAAAAUUGAUUAAAAUUAAUGAAGCAAACCAUUAAUAAGAAUCAAAUAAACUUUAAUCUGAUAAACUCUCAUAACAGCAAGAAUUAAAUUCAUAAAUUAAUAAAAAAAAAGAUAAGAUCAAAGCGAUGAAUAAUCAAAUUUAGUAAUUAGAAAAUACGGUUAAUUAAAAAUAAUAGCAAGAAUUUAAAUUAAAUAAUUUAGUUUAGGAAAAACAAAAAGAGUAUCUAAAAUUGUAAGCACAAUUAGAAGAUUAAAAAAAUAAAAUUGAUUAAGUAUCAAAGGAAGCUAAUUAUUACCUUUCGGAUAUUAAAUAGUUAAAGUCUGAAUUAGAAUAAUAAAAGUCUUUAGUAAAAACGAAUGAAGAUAAAUUGGCUGAGUAUGAUAAGCAAUAUCAAUUAGAUCAAGAAGAAAAAAACUAAAUUUUGUAAGAUUUAGAAUAAUUGAAAUAAGAAAAUAGAAGAAUCUAAUAGUUAUUGUAUGAAUUUGAUAAUGAUAUUUCUUAUCUGAAUUAAUAGCAUUUAGAAGUAAUAGUUUAAGCAUAUCAUAGAGACAAAGAUCAAUAGAAAAGACAGUAGAGUAUUUGCAAAAUCAAUUAAAGCAUUCAUAGGAAAAUUUAGCUGAAUCUAAAAGUCUACUUUUGGAAAUGUAGAAAUAAUAAGCUACGAAUGAGGAAUAGAUAGAGUUCUAUAAAAAUAAAUAUCAAAAAUCAAAAUAAAAUCGAAAAAGACUAUAAAAUGAGUAAAGAUGUGUAAAUUUACACCUAUAUAAUAGUUAGAAGAAAGGAUCAAAAUGAUUGAGUAUGACAGAAUUCAAGAUGAGAGAGAGGUUCUAAGGAAUAAAGACAAUAUUAUUCAAUAGAAAUAAGUUUAAUAGAGUAAGAUUAGAGUGUUGGAUGAUAUUUAAAAUAUGAUAAAACUACAUAAAAGGACUAAUUUCUGA